GGAAACUAGAAGGUGUCAGAACAAAAGACAAUGAAAACUCUCUCAACAGCUGAUUCAAGCAAAACAACUGAGAUUAGAAUUAUUCUUAUUGGGGGUCGAGAUCUGAGAGGAAUAAAAGCAAGUGGAAAAAGUUCAACAGGAAACAUAAUUCUGGGCAGAGAUGCUUUUGAAGUUGGAAAAAGAACUGCCCGGUGUGUUAAAGCAGAGGGAGAGAUACAUGGGAGACAUGUGACUGUGGUUGACACUCCAGGGUGGUGGUGGCAUUACUGUGUGGGAAAUACUCCAAAAUUUGACAUGAUGGAAAUCAUGAAAAGCCCAACACUGUGUGCGCCUGGACCUCACGCUUUUCUUUUGGUCAUUCCUCUAGAUAAUGUGUUUCCACAAGUCUAUAGAAUGGCUCUGAAUGAACACCUGGAGUUUUUGUCAGAAAACGUUUGGAAACACAUUAUAGUGCUUUUCAGCUGCAUAUCUCCACAUGAUGAUACAUCUUUGAAAAACAACUGGAGAAACUGGCCAGACCUCCAACUGGUUCUGGAAAAGUGUCAAAACCGGUAUCAUGUUCUCAAUAUUAAAGACAGGGAAGAACGCUCUGGAGUGAUCACUCUGCUGAAAAAAAUUGAGGAAAUGGUAGCACAAAACAAUCACAAUUACUUCGAAAUGAGCAAAUGUGUCUCUGUAGAGGAUGAGCAAGAGAAAAUUAGAAAGGUAAAAGUCAAACAGAGAAUCCUUGCUGUCAAAAAAAAGAGUACUGAACUACAAGUACGCAAUAAAGGUAAGGACCAACAACUCACUGAUAUACAGAUUGUAAUGCUUGGAGCAUCAUGGGCUGCAAAGAGCUCUGCAGGGAACCUCAUUCUGGGCAAAGAAGCUUUUAAAGUUGAUGAAUCAAGAACAACGACAUGCUGUGAGGUUGGACAUGCUGAAGUGCAUGGAAAAAAGUUGACUGUAGUUGAUACUCCGGGCUGGAUCUGUGAUCAUCCUCUCGAAAAAACACCAGCAAUUGACAAACUGGAAAUUAAACAUAGUCUGCAUCUAUGUGCUCCUGGUCCACAUGCUAUUCUGCUAACUGUUCCAGCUGCCACAGCCUUUAAAAAACCAUAUCAAACAUCUGUGGCAGAACACAUGAGUCUUUUAGGGAAGGAUGUGUGGAGCCACACAAUAGUACUAUUCACUAGAGGAGACUGGCUUGGGGAUACAACCAUCGAGGAACGUAUUGAAGAAGAAGGAGAGCAUCUUGAAUGGCUAAUGGAACGGUGUGGGUACAGAUACCAUGUUUUCAACUGUAAAAAGCACACUGACAGCAUACAAGUCAAAGGGCUCCUUGAUAAGAUUGAGGAAAUGGUGAUGGAAAACAAUGGGCGACGUUAUGUGCCAGAUGAAAAAAGCAAUCCAUCCACUGAGCUUCAGGCGAAGAUUAAGAGAGCCAAAAAAGACACAGAGAAAAAGCACAGACAAGACCAUAUUCUUCAAAAUCUGCUUAAAGAAAGGGAAGAACAACUAUCGGAAAUUAGGAUUGUGCUUCUUGGACGAGAAGGAGUUGGGAAAAGCACAUCAGGAAACAUGAUUAUGCAAGGAGAUUUUUUUGAGACUACUCUAGAAGAGGGAUUUAAAGACCAGAGAAGAACAAGUCGAUGUGUGAUGAAACAGGGGAAAGUUGAAGAAUAUCACAUCUCUGUGGUAGACACACCAGGCUGGUCAACAUCCCAUUUAAACCACGCAAAGGAAAUUUUUUGCAGCGUGAAAGUUUGCUCACCAGGACCACAUGCAUUCCUGCUUGUGUUGCCUCUGAAUCAGUCUUUUAGAAAAAAAUCUGAACAAACAGUGAAAGAACUCAUGAAUCUUUUUGGAGAGCAUCUCUGGAAACAUACUCUGAUUAUAUUCUCCGGAUCUUGGCUGAAGGACAGACCAGUUGAACGGUAUAUUGCGUGUGAAGGAGAAGCCCUGCAGAGCUUGAUAAGAAAAUGUGGAAACAGAUAUUAUAAACUAGACCAUAAGAGUCAAAGCAAAAAUCUGCUUAAGAUGAUUGGUGUGAUGGUAGCAAAAAACCGAGGGGAAUAUUUCACAACAGAAAAGAAAGAAAAAACAUCAACAUCACUCUUCCAGAGGCUUAUUGGGAAAGUGCUCACUGAGGAGGAGUGGAACAAACGUGAGGAUGAACUAAUUGACAAGAUGCUGGAGGCUGCAGUUGUGGAUCUAGAUGAAGAAUCCAAUCAGCCAUCUGCCAGACGAAAGGCAAGCUAUGAAUAUGGAAUCCCCAGUAUGAGUGGAGAUUCCUUGUCUGAUACCGUCAAUUCAAUUGGAGUUAAAAAGUGGGAGUUCUUCGAUGAGUGAGACUAUUCCAAUGUAUGAGGGAUCUAAUACCAUGUCUGAUACUGAAAGUUCAACUGAAGUUGAUACUCUUAGUUCUGAAGUCAAAGUAUCUCAAUGGCUCAAGCACCUAAGAAAUAGACCAUCAUCAUCUGGAUAUGACUCCAUGGGCAAUGCAUAAAGUUCUCGAAUAUCAAUAAUGGAAAUAUCAAAGACAACAUCCCCCUGAAGGAUACCGAUACUGUUCACAAGAACAUUUCAAUAUACACAAGAAGCCCAAUAACAAAACGCAAAAUCAGCAUCGAUAUAGAAUUAGUGUUCUCUAAAAUCCAAGCUAUGCACAUGUACAAUAUGAGGACUGGGUAAAAUAUCUCAAUAUGAUCAGCUUCACUCUAGUAGUUUUGACAUUGCUCUGUUGAUUUUGCUGUGUCCUGCAGAAUUGGCUGUUGGUCAACAGGUUAUAUAAAUAUGUUUUUGAACCAUGUCUGUACAGUAUGUACGUAUUAAUUAAUUUUAAUGUGUAAAACUUUACAAAAAUGGUAUGUGACACAUUUUUUGUGUUUAAAAAGUGUUUAAAAGGGCAGACUGUAAGAUUUUUAUAAAAUUACUAAAGAAUUUGAAUAUGCAAAAGUACAAUUUAAAUAUGUAUUUAUAUCAAUAAACCUUGAAUUUUAAAACCUA
This is a messenger RNA of Danio rerio (zebrafish), 2988 nucleotides long. NCBI's taxonomy places the organism in Eukaryota, Metazoa, Chordata, Actinopteri, Cypriniformes, Danionidae. The record is from RefSeq and is a predicted model, not a curated record.